Magallana angulata is the source of this 3194-nucleotide messenger RNA. RefSeq lists its product as uncharacterized. Bases 286 to 2145 code for a protein of 619 amino acids. The record is from RefSeq and is a predicted model, not a curated record. NCBI's taxonomy places the organism in Eukaryota, Metazoa, Mollusca, Bivalvia, Ostreida, Ostreidae. Gene Ontology annotation, molecular function: protein binding. The transcript has 13 exons.
ACUUCGGCCGAUCGGUAUCACUUCUAGGGACUCAACCGAGGUUUGCCGAAUGCACACUAUCAUCAAAUUGAAAGUAGUCAAAGAAGUAUCAUGCAUCGCCUUCAUGAUAACACCAAUUCAAAUGUAAGAAUUAUUUUUCUUGACAUACCUUAACUGUGAAACUGUAUCGAUCGAUCCCAUACAUAACAGAGAGCGAGAUGAAAGGUCUAAUUUUAAUUAGAUUGGAGAUGAUUGACUACAAAGAAUGACAGCAGGUCUCAUUGAGCAGGGAGUUGAGGACCAAAUAUGGGGAAAUUUGGGAAAGAGGCUCAUUUCUGGGUGCCGAUGAUUGCCUGUCUGCUCAUCUUAUCAUCCCUCCUUGUUAAUAUCGGUAUGUCCUGUCCGACCGGUAACAACGUUAUCCAUAGAACUGAUGGAUCAUGCUGCAAAACAAUUAAGUGUUUAAAAAACCAAGGUUACAUAUUGUGCUCUAGCAGGAACACACUAGGUUAUGACUCCUGUUACGACUGUCCCAUCGGAACUGUCAACGAGUUACCAAUGGAUACCUCUGAAAUAACAUACAACUUCGGAAUCCAAGAAGAACAGUGUAGGAAAUUUGACUGUGACUGUUCACCAGAAGCAGAGCUUCUUAACAGGGAUGAAUGCCAAAGGACAGGGAAUAAAGAGUGUGCCUGUAGAAGACAGGAUCUUCGCUAUGGCGAUGACCCUCAAGCAUGUAAAGGGCCAGUCAAUGAUUCUGACAAACUGAACUCGAUCAGAACACCGGGCUUCGAGUUAAAGAAUACUGGGGAUGUUGGCGAGUGUGACCAAGGACACUUCAAGAAUAAGAGUGAUUACUCCAUUUGUAUACCUCACACAAAAUGUCCAAAGGGCUAUUCUGUGAUUUUUAAUGGUUCCACAACAGAAGACAGAAAAUGUCGGCUAGUCACUAAAACUGUUACACCUCUAACCACAAAAAGGGAGCAACCAACCCUAACCAUGGUGCCAUCUGUCACUUUCUUGCCAAAGUUAAGAAGGAGAAAUCAAUUAUCUAAACAGGGAGAAAUAGAGAGAACCAAACACAAUGGAACCAAUUUGGGCUCUCCUGCAGAGUCUGGGAUGCGAAUAGCUCCAGAAGUCAAUGGCACCUCUACUCACCAGCCAGAGGAUCAAAUGACGGUGUUAACUGGCGAUGGAGAAAGCUAUAUUGUUCCUCUUGCUGUAGGAUUGGGAAUUGGGAUUCCUUUGUUUCUAUUUGUAAUUGUUAUGAUAUAUUGGUGCUGUACUAAGAAAAGGAAGAAUAGAAAUAAAGAUUUAGAGCAAGGUAUGAUCCCUAUGCAGGAACGUGCCAAUUUACAAAAUUCUGGUACAGUUCCCGCAACCUUUGGUGAAACGAAAGAUUCAGCAGAAAAGAAACCUCUACUACCUGGGUGCAAUGGAUCACAAAUGGACCACAGUAGUGGAAAAGACGAUGAAACUCUCGAAACAGAUCUAGAUGGUGCUGAACAGUAUACAAAGUUACAAAACCAGUCUUCUUUGCCAAGCACUGAAGUGUCAGAAAAUUCUCCCUCUGCAGAGGUGGAGGGUUAUGUGUUGCGUACUGUAGAUAAAAUUGGACCAAAUUCUUCAGAGGAAAUUCAGAUUGUGGAAAAAAGCCCUGAAGAAAUUGGAACGGGGAUGUUAGAAACCCAGCAAAGUGAUCAAGCUAAUGUGACCCCAAUAGAUGACCCAUCAUCACUAAGCUUGAGAGGGACUGACCCUCAAAUUAGAAAUCAGUCGUUUUUAUCCCCCGUUCUAUAUACAGCUGGUUUACAGAGCAUUUCAGUGCCUCCCCAUUCAUUAGGUUCUUUGAAAUCUGAAGGGAUGUAUUCAUCAUUUUCUUCAAAUUCACUUGAUAUGGCAUAUCGAAAAAGAUAUGCAUCCCAAGAAGACAGUGAUUAUGGAACAGGGUCAUCCAGGAAAAAUGAUACUGACAAUUCAGUGUCACUGUCAUCGGACAAUAGAUAUCAAGUGCUGUCUGUUGAUUCCUUGGAAGAUUCUAGGCAGUUAUCCACAGAUACACAAUCCAGUACUAAGACAGGAAAAUCUGUAGCUGUCGUGACACCCUUCAGAAGAAAUGAAAUGAAGACUGUCGAUGAAGAGGAAACCUGUUCUAAAUCGCCAUGAAUUUUCUAAUCAGAUUAUGUUGCAGGAUUAUAGUAAGGAGGAAAAAAAGAAGAUGCUAAUAAACAAAGGGAAAUUAAAAAAGAAAAAUUCCCACUCCAUCUUGUGUAUCUUCUAAUCUAUUUCCUCACAGUUCAGGAAAAGCUUAUAGCCAUUUGAUACAGAGCAUGACACAUAUUUUCAACUUCCCUUUGUAAACAAAAAGCGCUUAUUGAUUUUGCGGUUAUUGGUGCAGAUGUCAAAGUACAAACAAUGUCGUCUGCUUGAUUAUGAUAUCUUGUGCAAAACAAUGCAUCAUAUGAUUCUAUGACAUUAUGUGCAAGCAACAGUGUUAGCAUUAUGAGAUGGUUAUUAUUAAUCAUAUGUUGACCCUCUUUACACUGCAAACUAAACAAAACUGGUUGUUAAAAACGAUUUUCAUUGAUAUAGAGAAUGAGUCCAUGCUGUUUAAUUCUUAUGUAUUUAUUUGAGCAUAGUCUAAAAAUUGUGGAACAUUUCUAUAUAUUUGAAAUCGUUAUAAUUAGAUCUGAAACUUGAAUCUUUACCAUUAUAAUAGUGAUGUCAUUGUGCCAAACUUGUAGACUUUCCAAUCAACAUACAAGAGCUUGUUCAUGUACCCUAUUAUGAUAUUAGAGGCCUGUGGGAUUAUGAUACUUGCUUGUAAUUUUUUCUUCAUUUUCUGAUAAAUAUAUAUUCAUUGUAGAUAUAUCUUAGAAAUUAAUGUUUUAUCAACUGUUAGUACGGUAAUAAAUGAAGUUGAUGAAUUUGUUUUUGUAACAUUUUACAUCCUUCCUUGCCAUAUUCAAUGAAACCCUUUGUGGUUCAACUGAUUCAAUACUUAAAGGAAAUAGAUAGAUUUUAGAUAUGUACAUUUGUAUUAAGUCACUUAAGGAAUGUUUAUGUGAUUGUAAAUAAUGUAUGCGAGCUAGAUAGGAAUUGAUUAAGAGGAUGGACAUUUCUGUGCAAUAUAUUUAUAGUUAUUUGUGAUAUAUAGUAUAAAUGAAAAUGAUUUAAAGCAAAGACCUUAUUAAUUAAUAAAAAUUCAAACCACA